UACAAAUAGUAGCGAACGCGCUUUACCAAGAAAUAGAAGGGAAGUGACCUGUUGAGGAAAUGUGCGACUGAAACUCCUGGUUAUAAUUGUGUGUGAAAACUCUGACAUAUCGAUAGAAAACGACAAGUUCGCAAUGGCUACGAUGAGACGGAAUAGUGAGAAGAACGGUCAUAUGUUAGAGGAAAAACAACCAAGGACUGCAUCCGAUCCUGGGCAAAAGGAAUCCCCAAAAAUGGUGUAUAUUGUGUUUGUAUCUCUACUGAUUGAUUUGCUGGGAUUUACAGUGAUCUUACCGUUAUUGCCAGCGCUGUUGGAUUACUAUGCUAAAAAGAAUGACGACUCACUGUAUCAGAUUAUGGCCAAUCAAGUUGAUGGAUUCAAAUCUUUUGUUGGGAUUCCAAAUAUUGAAAAAUACAACUCCGUACUCUUUGGAGGUAUAAUUUCAUCGUUAUUCUCGUUUCUACAAUUUGUGGUGAGUCCCGUACUUGGUGCUGCAUCUGAUGUUCAUGGUAGAAGGCCCCUUAUGUUAGCAUCGAUGAUUGGUAUAGCUAUAUCUUACUGUAUUUGGGCAGUGUCACAUAAUUUUACAGUGUUCCUUAUAGCUAGGAUAAUUGGUGGUCUCAGUAAAGCUAACGUGAACCUGAGUACAGCCAUUAUUGCCGAUGUAUCUACCGUUAAAACAAGAGGGAAAGGAAUGGCGCUGAUUGGUGUGGCGUUUUCACUAGGAUUUACAUUUGGGCCUAUGAUUGGUGCUUAUUUUUCCAAAAUUUCCACUUUUAAAGCAGGAGAGUUUUACAUUGCGCCGGCGCUGUUUGCGUUAAGUCUGGCAGUACUGGACAUUGUUUUUAUAUAUUUCUUCAUGAAAGAAACCCUGCCAUUGGAGAAAAGAGCUAAGUCGUUCAGUAGUAGCUCUCGGGAUGCUUUCAACCUCAUCAGUCCUUUUGCAUUAUUCCAAUUUUCUGCUGUGAAAAACUGUCCCGACAAAGGAUCUUAUAGUCGCAGAAUACCAGCGGGUUCAGAGAAGAAAACUGCUGUAAGAGGCAUGUUCAUUCUGAUGCCAGCUUUCAUUAUCAUAGCAUUUGCAUCAAAUCAAAUCUUAUUGUAUAUUGGAUUAGCUUUAUUUUGUUUUGCAUCAGCUACAGUGGUUCCCUGUAUGACAACCAUGGUUUCAUCUUAUGGGACUGUAGCUCAGAAGGGAACAGUUGUAGGUAUAUUUCGAUCACUUGGAGGUCUGUCAAGGGCUACUGGUCCAAUAGUAGCCUCUAUUGUGUAUUGGAGUGUGGGAUCCUCAUUUUGUUACUGCAUUGGUGGAGUGUUAUUACUCAUACCCACAAUGUUAUUACUGAAAACAUAACAGACAGCGAUUGCUUGAAGUCUGUCAUUAUACACCAAUAGUUGCCUUAAUAUUAAGAAAAAUUGUAUUAGGAAUUGUAUUUCAUUUACUGAAAUAAAAUUGUUCACUACUGAGCAUGUUACU
Molecule: messenger RNA, 1477 nt
Organism: Saccoglossus kowalevskii
Lineage: Eukaryota; Metazoa; Hemichordata; Enteropneusta; Harrimaniidae
Product: solute carrier family 75 member 1-like
Biological process (GO): transmembrane transport
Cellular component (GO): brush border membrane
Molecular function (GO): transmembrane transporter activity
Source: RefSeq, a predicted model, not a curated record